Hipposideros armiger (great roundleaf bat) is the source of this 1769-nucleotide messenger RNA. RefSeq names its product sorting nexin family member 21 (gene SNX21). Gene Ontology annotation, cellular component: early endosome membrane. Gene Ontology annotation, molecular function: phosphatidylinositol phosphate binding; protein binding. The record is from RefSeq and is a predicted model, not a curated record. The transcript is spliced from 4 exons. The coding region runs from base 239 to 1333 and encodes 364 amino acids. Lineage: Eukaryota; Metazoa; Chordata; Mammalia; Chiroptera; Hipposideridae. Gene Ontology annotation, biological process: protein transport.
UGGGGGCGGGGCGGCGGCAGGAAGCGGCAGGAGCGGCGCCCCGAGCUGCUGGGCCCGGCAGAGCCGGGCCGGCCUCUGUAAACCGCCGGGGGCUGCACCGGGACCCCUAGGCAGCGGCGCACCCCCGAGUGCACGGCUGGUCGCAGGAGGUUGAGACGCGACACGGGCGAAAGAGACGUGGGUAGUAGAGUCCCAGGUCCUCCCGGGAAGUGCGCAGCCCCAAGAUGUGCGGGGUGCCAUGGCUUCGAGGCUCCUGCACCGGCUGCGCCACGCCCUGGCCGGUGAGGGCCCCGGGGAGGCGGCGGCCGGCCCCGAGGUCGAGCAGUUCCCGGAGAGCUCGGAGCUGGAGGACGACGACGCCGAGGGCCUGUCCUCCCGUCUCAGCGGCACCCUUAGCUUCACCAGCGCCGAGGAUGAGGACGACGAAGACGACGAGGACGACGAGGAGGACGGCCCCGACCCGCUGCCCCCUGGGGACGAGGCGUCGGGAGAAGACGCAGAACAGAACCCCCAACCUGAUGGACAGCGGGGUAGUCAGCUCCUGGCACGGCAAUUGCAGGAUUUCUGGAAGAAAUCCCGGAACACCCUGGUACCCCAGCGGCUGCUCUUCGAAGUGACCAGCGCCAAUGUGGUCAAGGACCCCCCCUCCAAGUACGUGCUCUACACCCUCGCCGUGAUGGGUCCAGGGCCACCAGAUCGCCAGCCAGCCCAGAUCUCUCGCCGCUACUCGGACUUUGAGCGGUUGCACCGAAACCUGCAGCGGCAGUUCCGGGGACCCAUGGCUGCCAUCUCCUUCCCCCGUAAGCGCCUGCGCCGGAAUUUCACUGCGGAGACCAUUGCCCGCCGCAGCCGGGCCUUCGAGCAGUUUUUAAGCCACCUGCAGGCAGUCCCCGAACUGCGCCAUGCCCCAGACCUGCAGGACUUCUUCGUGCUGCCUGAGCUGCGGCGGGCACAGAGCCUCACCUGCACUGGCCUCUAUCGUGAGGCUCUGGCACUCUGGGCCAAUGCCUGGCAGCUGCAGGCCCAGCUGGGCACCCCGUCAGGCCCAGAUCGCCCUCUGCUGACUCUGGCUGGCCUGGCUGUAUGCCACCAGGAGUUGGAGGACCCUGGGGAGGCCCGGGCAUGCUGUGAGAGGGCCUUACAGCUGAUGGGCGACAAAAGCCCCCAUCCUUUGUUGGCACCUUUUCUAGAUGCCCAUGUCCGACUCUCCUGGCGCCUGGGCCUGGACAAACGCCAGUCAGAGGCCCGGCUCCAGGCCCUGCAGGAGGCAGGCCUGACCCCCACGCCACCCCCAAGUCUCAAAGAAUUGCUCAUCAAGGAGGUACUGGACUAACCCUGCCUAGACUUAAGGCCACCGUGGGGAGAUGCACUGCCCAAGGAUGGCCAGCGGGUGGGCUGGGGAGCUGACGAGGACCCAGACAGCAGUUGGGAAGCUGUAGGGGGUGCUGAGAAUCCCUAGAAGUUCUACAAAUAAUUUGUAGCAGACCCAGGAAACAUGGUUCUCCUGUUGAGCUAGGCACAGGACCAGCUUUGGCUGGGGAUUCCUGGGCUGGUACAGGGAGGAAGCUUGAUGCAGCCUCUCCAGCUUAUGAACAGCUAGGGGCUAUGCUCCAGGUCAGGGUUCGUGUUCUCUUUCCCUUGGGCCUCUGAGCCAGUGAGGCAGCCUGGCCGAAGGGCCAGGGACUCUGCCUCUGGAGUCCCGGAGUUGAUGGCUGGAUAGAGGGCUGCAGUUCUGGCCCAGGAGAAUUAAACGCCAGUGGCUCCAGUUG